Messenger RNA from Diceros bicornis minor, 3511 nucleotides. It is a transcript of the gene UBR7, whose product is annotated as ubiquitin protein ligase E3 component n-recognin 7. The record is from RefSeq and is a predicted model, not a curated record. NCBI's taxonomy places the organism in Eukaryota, Metazoa, Chordata, Mammalia, Perissodactyla, Rhinocerotidae. Gene Ontology annotation, molecular function: ubiquitin protein ligase activity; zinc ion binding. The transcript is spliced from 11 exons. Bases 38 to 1315 code for a protein of 425 amino acids. Gene Ontology annotation, cellular component: cytoplasm.
CGCAGGGACAGAGCGGCGGUCCUGGUGACAGUUGAGCAUGGCUGGAGCGGAGGGGCAUGCUGGGCGGCAGUCGGAGCUGGAGCCCGUGGUAUCGUUGGUCGACGUGCUUGAGGAGGACGAGGAGCUAGAGAACGAGGCGUGCGCCGUGCUGGGCGGCAGCGACUCCGAGAAGUGCUCCUACUCGCAGGGCUCAGUAAAGAGACAAGCACUGUAUGCCUGUAGUACUUGCACUCCAGAGGGAGAAGAACCGGCAGGAAUUUGCCUAGCUUGCAGUUAUGAAUGCCAUGGAAGUCAUAAACUAUUUGAACUAUACACAAAAAGAAAUUUUCGUUGUGAUUGUGGAAACAGCAAGUUUAAAAAUUUGGAAUGCAAAUUAUUUCCUGACAAAGCAAAGACAAAUUCUGGCAAUAAGUACAAUGACAACUUUUUUGGAUUGUACUGCAUUUGCAAGAGACCUUAUCCUGAUCCUGAAGAUGAGAUUCCAGAUGAGAUGAUCCAGUGUAUAGUCUGUGAAGACUGGUUCCAUGGAAGGCAUCUUGGUGCCAUUCCCCCUGAGAGUGGGGACUUCCAAGAGAUGGUGUGCCAGGCUUGUAUGAAACGCUGCUCUUUCUUGUGGGCUUAUGCUGCGCAAUUGGCAGUAACCAAAGUAUCUGCUGAGGAUGAUGGGUUGGUGCUGAAUGUUGAUGGAAUUGGUGAUCAGGAAGUUAUCAAACCUGAAAAUGGAGAUCAUCUAGAUAGUACCCUCAAAGAGGAUGUUCCAGAACAUGGAAAGGAUGCUGUCAAAGAAGUUAAAGCAGAGCAGACUAACGAACCAUGUACCAGCUCUAGUUCCGAAUCUGAUCUCCAGACGGUGUUUAAGAAUCAACAUCUCAACACAGAGUCACAGCCUGGCUGCAGACUUCAGGAGCUUAAAGCUAAGCAGUUUGUAAAGAAAGACACUGCCACCUAUUGGCCCCUGAACUGGCGUAGCAAGUUAUGUACCUGCAAAGACUGUAUGAAAAUGUAUGGCGAUCUAGAUGUCCUGUUCCUGACAGAUGAAUAUGACACAGUUCUGGCUUAUGAAAACAAGGGCAAGGUCGACCAGGCGGCUGACAGGAGGGACCCUCUGAUGGACACCCUGAACAGCAUGAACAGAGUCCAGCAAGUGGAACUGAUUUGUGAAUAUAAUGACUUGAAGACUGAACUUAAAGACUAUCUCAAGAGAUUUGCUGAUGAAGGCACGGUUGUUAAGAGAGAGGACAUCCAGCAGUUCUUUGAAGAAUUUCAGUCAAAAAAGAGAAGAAGAGUGGAUGGGAUGCAGUAUUAUUGCAGCUAGAGUGGAGUGUGGUGCCUUCUCCUCCAGGCCAAUGAAAAUGCCGCUUACUGUUCCAGGAAUAAAAGAGGCAGAGUUCACAUUUGGUCCUCUUUCCGUCCUGUCCCUGGAGAGGCCUACUCCUCUGGCCUUGAGCUUCCUUCACUGUCAACUACAGUAGCCACAAUGUUUAUGCUGAUUUCACAACCAGCAUUCUUUCUGACUCAACUAAAUGCAACUCAUUCCACAGACUUCAGCUCCCCAUCCCCCAGUCUAUCCAGGGUUGUUUGCUUAUAAGUUUUAAGAUGUUUGAUUUGGUUUUGAGAAAGUAAACUAGUCUCUUUUCUAAUGAUUUGUCCUUUAACUCCUGAAUGUGUCUUCUCUGCCACAGAGCUGUUGUCUUCCAGGACCUGCUCUGUGGGGCAUCGCAGAAGUUCUCUUCCUGUCAGCUAGAACCUCUAUAGUCCCCUCACCUCUGUGAUCCUGGUGCCUUGGGUCAAAGCUUCCUCAAGCCUGAUCUGCUUCUUCUCACACAUCCCUGCUCUCUGAGGUUUGGUCACACUUUGGAAGGGAUCUUGGAACUUGUUUCCUCUGGGCCCAGCCUCCAGAGUAGCCAGAACUGAUGGUUUUCUGGCCUGGAUGACUGUCACAGGCAGGGAGCUUGGCUGAUGGCAGGAUUGAGGAAGCCAAACUUUGUUACAAAUUUUACUAAUAAAUUUAAAGUGAAAAUUUCAUUCACAAUUCUGCUGACACUAGAAUAUUAGAAUUUCAGUACUGUAGUGCUCACAGUGCUUCCUGGGAGAAAAUUUGCCAGUAUACUAGUCCCUCUUCUGCUGCCUAAAAAUAGACCGGGUACUACCCUGUGAAAUCUUGGUGGUUUACAAAGUCCUCUGGAUUUCUUUAUAUUAUCAGGGAUAUUCAUAAGCGUAUAUUAAAAACAGACCUAUUUUGAUAUUGUUCUAUUAUGAAAAUGUUAUUAGAACCCCAAUAAAUUAUUAUUUUUCCCCUUAAAUCUCUGCUGAAGAAAAAAGAUACUGGCUUAGGUUCCUUGUAAGCAGCAGGGCCAUGAGUGCCCUGUUUUGGAAGAGGCAGACUGGAAAAGAUUCCGAACGAGGCCCUGGGCUGCAUGAAUGAUGAGCUUUAUGUAUAUAAACGUUAGUGUCCACAGCUGGUUCCCUAAUGACUAUGAGAUCUUCUUUGGAAGAACCUCAUAGAAUGUUGUGUAAAACCCCAUGUUUGAGGGGAAGUCCUUUCACUUGGUAUGAAAUCUCUUUAAAGACCCUCGGUCUCUGUGGAAAACACCUUCUGAUGAACACAGAGCCCUCCGUUGCUCUCUCCCUCUGGAGGAGCGUGGUGUUUCCUACAAUAAUGACAUACUGUGAGGUAUGUGACUGUAAGCAUUUGAGGCUUUGGGGCCACACAUGUAUCUUACUCCUUUGUGUGUGCAGCAGUCACUCCUGAGUGCCCACCGAUCCCUGGAGGAGAGGAACUAGACUACAGCAAGUCAAGGCCUCAAAGAAAUGGUCCAACCCAUGUUUUUCUGCAUCAAACCUCUAAUUACAGAUUCUCCUGGAGAGUGGUGUGUGGAGCUGGAAGGUCUUGUGGCCACAGGAGAUGCUUGUGUGCCCCGAGCUGGCCUUGUAGAAAAGGGAAACAGGCUGAGUUGGAAAGCUCAGGGUGUCUUGGAGAGUUUGCAGUCCCCAGCUUGGGAACUCUUCCAGGUCUGAGGGGUUUUGAACCCCUCUGCAAGGUUGCACUAGCAGUGUACUGUUGUGGCCUGAAAGUUGAUAUCUUCUCAGACGUUUGAUUUAACUACCAGAAAGUUCCUUACUUCUUGCGACAGGUCAGGACCAAGUCUCAGAGGCAAUGCAUUACUGUGCAGCACAAUAAUAGAAAUCAGCCAGUGCUGAAGGGCUCGUCCUAUGAAAGGUACUGUUCCUUCUCUUGCAUCAACCAGAAAACCUCUUUUUUUUUACCUGUUGUUCACAACUAGUUUUCUUAUUGACUAUUGGACCGUCUCUUCUUGUAGAGACUGAUUUUGGCCAACAUGUGGCAGUUGAUAUUAAUGCAUGUUUUAUGCGAAACAAGAAUAUGAUAUUAGUUGCUUUUAAGGAAUUCUGGCAUUGUAUGUGCAUUUUUGUAGAAUUGUUACUGGACUUAUAAUUACAUAUUAACUCCAAUCAGGUUUCUGUAAAAUUUAAAUAAAACCAAUUCAAAAUA